This is a messenger RNA of Caenorhabditis elegans, 414 nucleotides long. NCBI's taxonomy places the organism in Eukaryota, Metazoa, Nematoda, Chromadorea, Rhabditida, Rhabditidae. The record is from the annotation of a RefSeq genome assembly.
GAUCGACUCAAACACUGGAUUCGAUAUUCCUAUUCUUCGAGAAGCUCGUGCAAGAUCUGAAGUGUCGCCUGAUCUCUAUCUUUACCAUUUUCGAUACUUUAAUCCUGCCGAAUUUGAUGCAGAGUUUCCAGUUCGGGCUACGUAUCACUGUCAUGAAUUCCCAUACAUUUGGGGAGUCUACAAGGACAAUUAUUUCGAAUUUAACGAUGAUGAUAGAACCGUCACCGCAUUUUUAAUCACUUCCUUAUCUUUCAAUCUGGUUACAACUUCUGGGAUUCGAUGAUUCAGAAAUUCCAGUUCGAUCUCAUUACCGGCCUCACUGUUGAAUCUCAUAUUGAAACUACGACGAGUUCUUCUUCUCUAACAUUCACUCCUGCUUUAAUAAUUAUUAUAGCCAUAAUUACAAGUGCAUAA